Molecule: messenger RNA, 471 nt
Organism: Cooperia oncophora
Lineage: Eukaryota; Metazoa; Nematoda; Chromadorea; Rhabditida; Trichostrongylidae
Source: the annotation of a GenBank genome assembly
AUGUGGAACCGCAAAAUUAAAGAGACCAGAAAUCCUCACCACUCUUCCACCAGUUCCGGUCACGCCGAAAUAUGUUCCACUGCAGCACCAGUGGUACAAGCAGUUGCCAUAGGUACGUCUGUACCUGUGACAACUGCUUCUCCACUACCACCUCCGACUACUAUCAAGUACGUGCUAAACUAUGAAGCCGCUGAGAAAUACUGGGCAACUGCGACGUUCCCCACUACGACGAAAGCUUCGGUAGUUGUUCAGCCACUACAAGAUGUUCCAGUCGGCUACGCACCUCCGCCGCCGCCAGUACCAGCUCCUGCGCUUGAAGGCAUUGUGAAUCCGAAACCGAAGGAGGUGGAGAAGCCCAUACACCAUCCGCCUCCACUCCCUCUUCAUGUUGAGCCAGUUGUUCCAAAGCCGAUGCCCAUAUCGAUGCCUAAGCCCAUUCUUGAUGAGCCAUUGAAACCCCACGGGUGUUAA